This is a messenger RNA of Morchella sextelata, 807 nucleotides long. RefSeq lists its product as uncharacterized. Bases 1 to 807 code for a protein of 268 amino acids. Lineage: Eukaryota; Fungi; Ascomycota; Pezizomycetes; Pezizales; Morchellaceae. The record is from RefSeq and is a predicted model, not a curated record. The transcript has a single exon.
AUGUCACAAGCACCUAACCCUACUCCGAAUAACUGCAUCGAGUUACUGCGAGGAAGCGUAAAUGCCCUGGUUCACCUCCUGUCCCCCCCACAGCGCGAAAACAUGUCGUAUGAGGAAAUGAAAGCAGCCUUACACACCAUCACGGUGACGACUGAAACGGCGUCUAGACUGGCCGAGGUCGCCCACCUCUACGCGUUAGCCGACCACAACUCGAGCCAAGGCGGGCCAGGGGGCGAUGUUCGCGGCAGAGAGGAUGUUGCGGCGGCGGAGGGGGAGAGGUUUAGGGCCGAGAAGAUCAAAGUGGGCGCGGAGACAGAGAAGCUUAGGGUCGAGACGGAGAGGUGCAGCGCUGGCACGGUCAAAGUGACCGCCGAGACAGAGAAGCUUAGAGCCGAGGCGGAGAAGUUUAGGGCCGAGGCGGAGAAGAUUGGUGCCGAGAUGGGCAAAGUGACUGCGGAGACAGAGAGGCUCAGAGCUGAGGCUGAGAAGUGUAGUGCUGGGACGGGCAAAGUGGUGGCGGAGGCGGAUAGGUUCAGGGCUGAGGCGGAUAGGUUAAGAGCUGAGACGGAUAAGGUUAGGGCUGAGACGGGAAAGGUGGCCGCAGAAUCGGGGAGGGUUACAGCGGAGGCGGAGAGGUGUACUGCUGGGACGGCCAAAGUGACCGCGGAGACUGAGAGGUUUAGAGCUGAGGCGGAGAGGUUGAGAGCUGAGACGGUCAAGGUGACUGCGGAGUCCGAGAAGCUUAGAGCUGAGGCUGAGAAGUUUAGAGCCGAGACGGUAAAGGCUAAAGCCAAGUCAGGCAAGUGA